Molecule: messenger RNA, 2605 nt
Organism: Homarus americanus (American lobster)
Lineage: Eukaryota; Metazoa; Arthropoda; Malacostraca; Decapoda; Nephropidae
Product: probable glutamate receptor
Exons: 14
Coding region: 92-2047 (651 amino acids)
Biological process (GO): monoatomic ion transport
Cellular component (GO): membrane
Molecular function (GO): glutamate-gated receptor activity
Source: RefSeq, a predicted model, not a curated record
CAGUGAUCAGGGCGGGUGAGUGGCAGGGUGCUUCUGUCUUCGUACUUCCAGCCAUCAGCAUUGUUGUCUUACUCAACCAUUUAGAACCGUGAUGCUGCCGUUGGCUUGGCUGUUGUUGAUGGCUGCAACAUGCGUCAACCUCGCCUCGUCCACCACACCAGUCAUCGGUGUGGUGCUGGAAGAGACGACACCGGGAAAGGCGCCAGAGGACCACAAACACCUGAAGGAGACGAUGAAGAGCUUGAGUAUCGAGCUGAACUUUACCGUACAGAUUAUUAUUACCACAAGUCCUGCCUCGUUUCCCUCACAGAUUCCUGGAGUCGUUGGCUUGGUCGCUUAUGGGCGGUGCUGGAAGGGGGGCGUGGUGGGCGUAAUGGAAGACCUUGGCGUAGGCGUACCAGUUCUAAGCUUGAUGGUAGAGAGUUGUGGUAACCUAUCAACACCAUCUACACUACUGCCUCUCUACACCCUUAUGGACCACCAGAGGACGUACUGUUUACCUAGGAUACUGACGGAGUGGGUGAAGGGGGUGUUGACACGUCUCCACCUCCACACGCCCGUAGUAUCACCCUCAACACACGCCUACAACCUCACCCACGCCCUCACACACCAUCUGGCUAGCUUUCAACGCGUAGGACACCAGGAGCUGACUGGAUGUUGGGUGACGUCUCCAGCCAAAGAUCUGAGCCAACACACUCCACUGAGAGGUCAGGAGUACAGAGCUCACGUGAGGGCCACUAUCAAAGCUCUACUGCAGGGUCAUGUACUCACCAUCGUCCUCAAACACAGGGCGCCGUACGUGUUCCUGGAGCUCAGAGGACGUCAAGUCAUCGGUUCUUCAGGGAUACUCAUUGAACUGCUCCACACCCUGACUCAGAUUUACAACUUCACGUACAUCAUGAAACUACCUGACGAUGGCAAGUGGGGCUCCAUCAGUAGUGACGGAUCCUGGAACGGUAUGGUGGGGGAAGUGCAUAGAAACGAGAUGGAUAUGGCCCUGGGUCCUACGUCGAUCACAGAGGAGAGAGAAAAGGCGAUUGACUUCACCACUCCGUUUGACUUCGAGCCGUGGGACAUUAUGAUCCCAGCCUCUCAGGAGAAUGUUGAUCUCUCUGCUUUCUUGAUGCCGUUCAGUGGCUAUGUGUGGGUGGGCGUGAUGAUGUCCUGGAUAGCGGUGGGUGUGAUGCUGUUUCUCCUGUCCAAGUCUGAUUACCAUCUGUCUGUUUUUUCCGUCCAAUCUUCUUCAGGUCCCCGUUCACCUUCCGUCCUGAGAUUUCUUUUAGAAUCCCUUGGGUCUCUUCUUAGUCAGAGUAUCAGACAACCCAGAAGUGAGACUGUGAAGGUGUUAUCAGGAUGGUGGUGGGUCUUCUGUGUCAUAACCAUCGCUUCCUACUCCAGUAAAUUGAUAGCUUCCAUUACUGUCAGAUUUACGACGCCACCUGUUACCUCGUUGCUACAGAUGGUGGAAACUCAACCUAUAGUCUGGACCUACCAAGCAAACAGUGCCAUGGAGGAGCUGUUUAAGUAUUCGGAGGCCGGUAGUAUGUUCGGUAAGGUAGGUCAGCUACACCGUGAGAGAGAAGGUCUCUUAGUGAAAAGUUUUAAGGGAGGAGUUGAAGCCGUUCUGGAAAAGGAAUUUGCAUAUAUUGAGGACGCGUCGCUGCUGGAGUAUGCCAUCGCAGACGACCUGGCUGUGCAUGGUGACUGUCGGAUGAGUUUAGUCGGUGACCAUUUCUUCUUUACGCGAUUCGGGAUGAUUUUGCAGCGAAAGUCACCCUAUAGAGAAGCCUUCAGUUACGAGAUCCUCCAGUUCAUCCAGACGGGGUUGAUGGACGCCUGGAAGAAGAGGUUUUGGCCUGGUGCGAGUCGUUGUGUCGGUGCUGCAGCCAAGAGACCCGUUAGAGCUCUUAACUUCCUGGACGUAGCGGGAACACUGUUACUUCUGUUGGGAGGCUUGGCGCUCUCAGCUCUCCUUUUCCUGGUGGAGAUGAUGUAUUCUAGAUGCCACGGAUGGACGCCUGGGAGAGGAACUGCAGGUCUUAAGUGACUCGUCCCUGGCAAAGACCCAUGCAUAAUAAGCCUUUAAGUUUCUUGAAUGUGUUACUCUCAUUUCCUCUAUUAUGAUGACAGUGUGUGCUCGGUGUUGACCACAAGCCCGACUAACUCCUUUGUUCAUUAGAUGCCUCACUGAUGCCAAUAUCAGAUUCAUUUGAUGUUGACACCUUCCUGACUCAUGCCCCCCGUCCUGAUGUCUAUUCUUGAGGCAUGGCAGUACUCUCUAGUAUAUGAAAUGCUGGAUUUACAAACACAAGCUCUCACUCUUGUAGUCUGCCCUGUUGAUACCCUGUUCAAGUGCUGAUUUAUUGGCUACCAACACUGAUGUUUAUUACUAAUUUGUUCUUGUUGAUUUUUAGCUGUUUCUGUCCUUUGCAGUGUAGAUGUUAGUUGUUGCUGUCUAUUGAAGAGAGAGAGAGAGAGAGAGAGAGAGAGAGUGUUAAAAAACGCUAAUGUCACCUUAGUAUCACAAACAAUGAUUCAAGUUUGUGUUAGUAUAAGCACCACCUAACUUACUAUGUGUAAACAUUAUUAUAAACAAAGUCCAAUA